UUUGUUGUGUGUUGUAUCUGUGGAUCCCAAUGUUGGGAUGUUUCUGUAGCUCAGACUAUGAAGAAUGCUAUUUUAUUUAUUUCAUAGUUUGUUUUCUAUGCUAUGUACAUGAAAAAUAAUCAUUCAUUGUAUAUAUAUAUAUAUAUAUAUCUAUAUAUAUUAUAUUGGUAUAUCUCAAUCAUGUUUCUGUAACCCCAUUUGUGGACGUGAAGUCUCCCCUGGCAGACCAGUGUAGGUCACAGGCUGUGGAUGCCCGAACUGUCCUCUGUACCUUUAAGGGAACCACGUAACUUCUUCAUCCAGCCGAUUCUACGUGGUGCAGAGUACCAUCAAUUGACUUGCACCUUUAUUUCCAGAGAGGUUCAGAUGAGUAGGGGUUGGGGCGGGAGCUCUCUUUGUCGCCUCUGCAGCAUUUAAUUGGUAGUAAAAGAAAAGCUGUGUUUACAACUUGACUUGUUAGCUCAGGUGGAAUGAUGUUUGGUUCUCUGCCAUCAUUUUAAUGUGUGUUUAGAGAUGUGUUUUUUUGCUGUUUGGGUGUUUUUGGGAAUCCUUCUCUGUACACCAUCCCAGUGCUUGGAGUGUCCUUUUGGCUGUGAGUGUUUUGCUGUCACUCGCACAGUGAAAUGUGUUUCCAAGGAGAUUCUCACAGUGCCACAAAGUAUUCCGGGAUAUGCGAAGGCGGUCAUCAUCACAGGAAACAAUAUACACCAGAUUGGACCGGAUUCCUUUACGAAGAUGGAGAAUGUCACCAACAUCAUUUUAAGUAAUAAUAGUGUUCGUCAUCUUCACAGGAUCACAGACAUGGCGUCCCACAGCUUCUCUCCCCUCAUCCACCUGCGCUUCCUGGACCUCAGUGAGAACCGACUGGCCCUCAUUCACCCCGAAGCUCUCAGCAUACCCGGCAGUCCCCUCCAGGAGCUAAACUUAAGCCGCUCGCUGCACGACCUCCCCGCCCUGACGGACCUCACCACGGCUCUGCGCUGGGGGGGUCUCAGAGGACUCCUCCGACUCGACCUUUCUGGGAACCACCUCGCCCGGCUGCCCCUUGGGUUUUUCUCCCACCUUCCCGACCUGCGGCAGCUCUUCCUCACCAACAACUCUCUGGAAGCCGUCCACAGUGGAACCUUCUCUGGCAUGAACCGUCUGGAGCUGCUGGACCUUACCCACAACGCCUUCGUCACAUUCGGGGCUGACGCUCUACUAGAGCUGGAGAAGCUUGGGAACAUCAGAAUCCUCCUUGGGUGCAACCCCUACAACUGCUCCUGCGACAUCGGCCGUUUCGCGGCCUGGCUGAACGAAUCGAGAGCUCAGGUGGAUUUGGAUGCGGUGAGGUGCGCCUCGCCAAGAGGACUAAGUGGCGCCCGCCUGCCAGGGCUCAGCGUCCACGCCAUUGGAUGUGUUGAUCCAGUCCAAACGGAAGUGGCUGACCUCCCCCUGCAGACAUCUUAUGUCUUCCUCGGGCUGGUGCUUGGUCUUGUUGGUAUGGUGUUUCUCUUUGUGCUCUACCUCAAUCGCAAGGGUAUGAAGAAGUGGAUCAUUGAAAUGAGAGACGCGUGUCGGGAUGUUCUGGAGGGUUAUCACUACCGUUACGAGAUGGACUCGGACCCUCGGCUGGGGCACAUCCCCGCAGAUAACGGUGGCAGCAGGCGGGAUUUAGGAUCAGCUCUGCCUCAACGACUGACAAGUGACACUUGUAUUGUGAAGCCUCCUGCAGACACACAGGUUAAAGAGCUGGCAAACUCUCCACCUGUGAACCGAUGAUCUUUUCACAAAGGUAGAAACAUUUGAGGAAGACGUAGAUGUGAACGGUUACUUAGCUGGUAGAUUUACAAUAUUUUUGAGCUUCCUGUUCAUACUGUGGUUAUUACUUAUACAUCCUACCAUACCUGUGUUUUCCAGGCACUUUUAUCUGUGAAUUGACAUUAUUAGUGUAUGUUUAUCAGACAUUAACUGAAAAUAUAAUAAAUAGGCUAUACAAACAUUCUAUAAGGCCUCAGUUUUUGUCAUCUGGUUUGUUAGCUGUUUCGUAUUGUAACUUAAAAUAUCCCAACAUCCUGCAAAAGACUGCCAGAAACAUAAAAGAAACAGUAGCUUAAUGUCAUGACAAAUGUAUUUAGACCCAAGAAACUUUAACCUAUAGAAACUAUUUCAGUCCGUUCUAUUUAAUACAAUUAACCCUUAUUGUGACAGUAGCAUAGCACCAUUCAAAUGAAGACAUUCAAUCAACUGUGUGAUAUGCAACGUGUAUUUACAUGAAUUAUAGUGAAAAUAAACUGUUGAUACAUUUAGUUUUA
Messenger RNA from Gasterosteus aculeatus aculeatus (three-spined stickleback), 2294 nucleotides. Its product is annotated as trophoblast glycoprotein. Gene Ontology annotation, molecular function: protein binding. Lineage: Eukaryota; Metazoa; Chordata; Actinopteri; Perciformes; Gasterosteidae. Gene Ontology annotation, cellular component: plasma membrane. The record is from RefSeq and is a predicted model, not a curated record. Gene Ontology annotation, biological process: negative regulation of canonical Wnt signaling pathway.